Messenger RNA from Echinostoma caproni, 396 nucleotides. Lineage: Eukaryota; Metazoa; Platyhelminthes; Trematoda; Plagiorchiida; Echinostomatidae. The record is from the annotation of a GenBank genome assembly.
AUGCAAAGAGGCAAACAAAUCGGAUUAUGGGAGGAAAAGGAACUUGAUUCUAAAGCUUAUACGAAAUCGCCCCAUGAGCGCCUUUUGGCACCCGGUACAUUGCUCGAACAGUCCGGAACGCAAAAUGCCAUAGAACUUGGCGAUCGAAAAAUCGUCCGUCGGCACACAGAUCAUGUGCGUUCGCGCCCGGUCGAGGGGGUCACUGUUGAAGACUCAAACGAGAGUUGGAAAAUCAGGAAGAAGCGCACGGUGACACUACACAAGGCCUGCCCGGUUGUGAUGAGCCGAUUGCGGUCCGUAAGCCCGUACGUUUACCAAAACCGAUUGACCGUUUUGUUCCCGGGUAAUGACCAAAGCUGGAUUGCGGGAGAUGUUGCAUACCUGUCUGCGGCUUAA